Cyphellophora attinorum is the source of this 3207-nucleotide messenger RNA. RefSeq names its product TEL2-interacting protein 1. The record is from RefSeq and is a predicted model, not a curated record. Bases 1 to 3207 code for a protein of 1068 amino acids. Lineage: Eukaryota; Fungi; Ascomycota; Eurotiomycetes; Chaetothyriales; Cyphellophoraceae. The transcript has 2 exons. Gene Ontology annotation, biological process: chromatin remodeling. Gene Ontology annotation, cellular component: cytoplasm.
AUGACCUUACCUCGACAGGAAGCGUUCCAGCUGUUACGUCCAGCUUGCGUAGAUCUCAGCUCUGUCGCGCUGCGAUUCAAAGGGAAACAGGCUACCGUCAAGCAAAUCUACAAUGCGUUGGUCAACGUGCAAGAGAUCCUGCACCGAGAAGAUGUUCGGCGGGCACUGGACGAGAAGCUCGCCGAGUACACCUUCUUUCCCUUGACACAUGUCUUCAAUCAGGCGCAAGGUCUGUCUUCGAGUUGCAUCGAGUCAGCGAUUGCCUGCGUGAUCGUUCUCGUUUCGGCAGGAUGGAAAUCCAACAUUGCGCCAGAAAUGGCGAAGCAGCUUCUCAUUUUGAUGACUCUUCUGGCUGGUGGUCAAGCCAAGGCCAGUCCGGUAAGCGAUGAAGUCAAGUCUUUGGCUUUCGAAUGUAUGCAAACGAUAGUCGGCCAGCUCUCACAGAAGCAGAGGGGUCGCGAGCUUUUCAAUGAUGUUGGGUCAAAGAAUAUAGUCGAUCAGCUGGCGUACCUGUUGGUCGAAGCAAUCACAGAGAGUGUCUCGGACCAAGUACAACUCACCGCAGCGCAAGCUUUGAAGACGGUAGUGGCUGCUGUCUCAGAUCGUCUGAUGCUUGCCAGCCUUUUACCACGGACAGUCUCAUCGCUGACAAAGGCUUUGCGAGUAAGUACAAAAGCGCGCCGAACGAGGAAGGUAUUCGUGGCGUACCUGCAAUUGCUUGACCAGAUGUUGGCAUCAACGCUUGCCGACAGCGUCGUCUUUCCCCAACUCCGAUCGGAGAAGGAGUCAGAUGAGGAAGGCUUGGAUGAGGCAUGGCUCCGUGCCACCAGCGAACAGGUACAGAUAGCGCUCACGCAAGUCAUGCGGUUGCGCUCUCAUGAAGGCAUUGAGGUCAGAUCUGCCCUGGCCACGGUCUGCUUUACGAUAUUGCAAGACUGCCCACGGUCGCUUGCUGGUAGUCGAUCUUUGGCAUUAGAAACGCUGAUUACUGUAGCACAGCUCGAGCAGUCCUCCGCUGUCACGUCAAAGAUCAAGUAUUUGCUGGAUUCUCAACCCGAAACGAGCGAGAUGCUCCUCGCCAAAAUCGAUGCGUGGUGCUUUGCCCUUCCCACGACCCUACAAACGAGCGAAUCUCGCCCAAAAGAGCCACUUUUACGCCAGCUGCAUGGCGCAGUUGCAAUGGCAGCUCACUCAUCGCAGCUCUCGGACGAAGUUGUGACGCAACUGGCCGAUGGUCUGACGGACGGACUUGCCAACAUCUACGCCAUUGAGAGCACGAAGCACGAGGUUGAACAGCGAGAUGCUGGCACGUCGUUUGCGCUGCUUGACCUGGCAAGCAACACGCAUCCGGGAAAUUUCCCGCCCGUCCUGCUGAGCAAUACCAAUGACAGCGGCUUUGCCGCUGGCUUGAAUCGUCUGCUGGCAGAGAUGAGAGAAUUGGGAGUUUCCAACACUCUUGCACGGGCAGCCAUACGUCGACUUUCUUACGGAACUCAAGAGGAUCAGCUCGUGGCUGCGUGGAUGGCCCUGCGAUCACUUUCACAAGACCAUGACACAAAAGAUCUGGACGAUUUCAUCACAAUCACUGAUUCGAGCAGCAUAGCUCUUAGCCGACCACGACUAGUGUCAGAUCUCUACGCAGCGACUCUUCCCUGGCUAACAAGCGAGACAAACCAAAACGAGCAUGGAAUCUGGCAGAUGAUUGCCAUAGCAAUCGAGAGUGUAGUCCUUCAGGCAGAGAUGCUAGAUGUUGCUUAUCGCCCAGAGCUUCUCGACUCGCUAUAUCCCAUGCUGGCUCUCCUCGGCUCUCCGACCCCAUCACUCCGCGAGCACGCCAUCACAGGCCUCAAUCUGCUUGCCAAAGCCUGCAAUUAUCCAUCCACAGGCGAUAUGCUGAUCGAAAAUGCAGACUAUUUGGUCAAUUCCAUCGGCAUGAAACUCAACUCCUUCGACAUCACCCCACAAGUGCCACAAGUACUGCUCACGAUGGUCCGUCUCUGUGGCGCAAGCAUCAUACCGCAAGUGGACGACCUCAUUGGGAGCAUCUUCUCUGCAUUGGACAACUUUCACGGUCAUCCUGGCUUAGUCGAUUCUCUUUUCAACGUGCUCAGAGUGAUGGUAGAUGAGAGCAAAAAGCAACCGCAGUUGGCCAUAACCGAGCACAUGAGUGAGCCACGCCACGCAAGGCCCAGAGUCGUUCCCUCGACUCUGAAGGAUAUCUUGGACGAUCUCAAACUGUUGAGAGCUCGGAAGACGAAAGUCAAGCAGGAAAUUGAGUCGCUGAAUGUUCAUACUACACCACAUCGACCCUGGAAAGAAACGGUCACCAACAAACCUGCAGAGCACGACGACAAUGGAGCGAACGACCUUGAUGAUGAGGACAUUGACACUCCUGCGAGACCAGAAGAGCCCAAACAGCCACCACUCCCAAAGUCCUACACCCUACUCCUCCGUAUCGCCCAGUCAACAGCGCCACACCUGAGCUCUCCAUCGUCCAGCGUUCGCAGAACCCUUUUACAGCUGCUCGACGAGGUGGCUCCGCUCCUCUCGCAUCAUGAGAACUCUUUCCUCCCACUCAUCAAUUCCGUUUGGCCAGCAAUCGUGCCUAGAUUGCUUGCUUACUCUCCUACCGACGAAGGCGGCACGGAGACGGCCUACAAUGCUUGUGCAGCUGCAGACGCCAUUGCGAGCCUAUGUCGUGGAGCUGGGAGCUUCAUGUCUACUCGAAUUGAGGAGGUGGCGCCUUCGCUGCUCAAGCUGUUCACUUCGAUACGCGAUACGCGGCAUGGACGAUCAGACGGCAAAGGGGCUUCAGGUCGUGGAGCAGUCAGGACGAAAGAGAUUUCUGACAUCGAUAUGACCAUUGACGACACAAGACCUUCGCAAAUAACACCUAUCACGUCCAAGCAGCUCGAUACGCGGUCAGCUAGAGCACAGGUUCAAGCUGCUCUUGUCCGCCUCUUCAGCACGAUCUUGGACAAUGUUCAACUUACCAGUGAGACUGGAGACCAGAUCUUUGAGGUCCUCUUGCCCUUCGUCCGAGUCUCCACAGACGAUCACAGUGAUGCCGUCAAUGGCAAUAGCUCGCCUGACGUUACGCAGGUACUAGAGAGGUACAACGCUGAUGCGCUGUGGCUGCAUCUAGAGCAAACGAAACAGCAGAACAAGGCAGUUGUGAUGGAGGUAGCAGAAGUGGAAGGCGAGUAG